Molecule: messenger RNA, 2577 nt
Organism: Carya illinoinensis
Lineage: Eukaryota; Viridiplantae; Streptophyta; Magnoliopsida; Fagales; Juglandaceae
Exons: 6
Coding region: 439-2136 (565 amino acids)
Biological process (GO): cortical microtubule organization
Cellular component (GO): cortical microtubule
Source: RefSeq, a predicted model, not a curated record
CCGCGAUGCGAGAUGUAACAUAGGUCCGUCCGUCUCCCUCUAGUUUCUCCGUUUCGGACUCCAGUCCCCAUAUAUUUACCAUUAAAUGCAACUCACCCUGUCACCCACCCCUCCUUCCAUCUCUAUUGUGGGAUCCUGAUCCCGAUUUCUCUCUCUCUCUCUCUCUCUCUCUCUCUCUCUCUCUCUCUAUGUCGUCGGCUUCGUUCAGCUCCAUUGGCGAUUCCUUCGAUCUCUUUCGCCUAUAGGCUUCAUCUUUGCUACGAUGCCGGCAUUCUCGAGCUGUAGCUAUUCUCUCUCUCAAGCUUUCAACAUUUGCUGCAAGCCCCUGGCAUUGGAUGAGGUCGAAGUUCUGAUUCGAAGUAUGACUUGCGAAAUGUGGUAGAUUACGCUUCUGUCUCAGAUCCAGAUUGUUGUUGAUUGUGAAUCGGAGAAAGAAGGAUGAUGAGCAAAACGGUCUUGGAGAUGAAUCGGAGUUUUAGGGCUCAGGAUUCUCAAAUGCAAGCUACGAUGAGGCAGAGACAGCAGCAGUUGGCUCUGAGGGCUUCAAUGAUGAAGGACAAGGAAGAAGAACUCGCCUUGUUCCUUGAGAUGAAGAAGUGCGAGAAAGAACGGAACGAUCUUCUUCUAGACAACUCGGAAGAGUUCGAUGCGCCAUUAGGAUCAAAACCCGGAACUUCUCCCAUAUUUAAUAUUUCUACAUCGACUACUGCACCAGCCCGCAAGACCGGUGCUGAUGAUUUCCUCAAUUCUGAAAAUGAUAAAAAUGACUAUGACUGGCUUCUAACCCCUCCUGGUACACCUCUUUUUCCUUCGUUGGAGGUGGAAUCACAAAAGACCAUGAAGAGUCAGCUUAAUACCCCAAAGGCUCGCCCCACUGUGCUGAAAUCUAGGUUAGCAAGCCUACAGCCAGAGCCUACUACAAGGAGCAACUUAGUAUCUAAACAAGCAGCUUCCUCCCUUGGAUUGAACACUUCAAGUGCGGGGACUCGCAGGCCUUCAUCAUCAGGGGGCCCAGGAUCAAGACCUGCCACACCAACUGGGCGCCCCACAUUGACCAUGGGAUCUAAACCUUCAAGACCCUCAACACCUACAUCAAGGGCGACCUUGCCUUCAACUAAGCCCAUAGUUCCUGCAACUAAGCCCAUAGUUCCUGCAGUUAAGCCUAUAGUACCAACAAGAUCCUCUACACCAUCUAGGUCUACAGCAAGGCCUUCAACUCCAACUGCCAGACCCACUUUACCUUCAUCCAAUUCCACAUCUAGGGCCGCAACACCUACUAGGCGACCAUCCACAUCAUCGAGUGCCCCUAGUAUUUCUGCUUCACUAACUAAGUCAUCUUCUUCAGUUUCAAAGCCAGCUCCAAUGACAUCAAGAAAUCCUGUGCCAUCACGUGGCACUUCCCCAACGGUGAAGUCCAGACCAUGGAAACCCUCAGAGAUGCCUGGUUUCUCACUUGAUGCUCCACCAAAUUUAAGGACAUCAGUUCCUGAAAGGCCACUAUCAGCCCCAAGGGGUAGGCCUGGACAACCAAGUUCUCGAUCUUCCUCCAUUGAGCCUGGUUCUAAUGGAAGACCAAGAAGGCAAUCAUGCUCUCCUUCAAGAGGACGAGGGCCCAACGGCACGCUUCAUGCCAGUGGUAGUUCUGUUCCAUCUGUAGGUUAUGGGUAUUCUAAAGUCAAUGACAAUGUGAGCCCAGUCUUGAUUGGAACAAAAAUGGUUGAAAGGGUAAUAAACACACGGAAACUGGCACCACCAAAGCUAGAUGACAAACAAUCUCCUCACAGUAAUCUCUCAGGGAAAUCAUCCUCAUCCCCAGACGGUUCUGGCUUUGGAAGGACACUCUCAAAGAAAUCCCUAGACAUGGCUAUAAAGCAUAUGGAUAUAAGGCGGAGCAUUCCAGGGAACUUACGGCCACUGAUGACAAAUAUUCCAGCGUCGUCCAUGUACAGUGUAAGGUCCGGGCCUGCAGGAAGUAGAGCUAUUAGUGUUUCAGACUCUCCUCUUGCCACGAGCAGCAAUGGUAGUUCUGAAGUUAGUGUGAACAAUAAUGGCCUAUGUUAUGAUGGGAUUGAACUAGAAGAUGAUAAUGGCAGUGACAGAGCUGAUCGGUCAGCUGCUAAUAUGCUUGGCAGGUGAUUCUUCUGAGGCCUACUAUCCUGAUAUAUUAAUUAUUGAAUUGUAGUUUUCCUAUAUUUUCAUUUUGAAUCUGAAUCACCCCAACAGCUAAAGAGAAUCCACUUCCCAUAAUGAAGUGACCGAAGUCUUGCUUCUGUGAUGAAUUUAAAUGAGGAUUUGAGAUCAUGUAAUUCAUGGUUGUUCAAUUAGCGAAACUAGUUAUGUACUGAACAGCCCUGCCCAUUUUUCUACACGUGAACACUUGCUUUAAAAGCUUUGACCCUUGUAAUCGAAAACUAGAAUCAGAUUACUUCCUCUCUGCCUUGACUCCCUGAUUCAAGAUCACGAAUCAGCUGGCGAACAAUUUACUUCUAUUCUUUUCUAUUCUUAUGCUUUUGUCAGAGUCAAACUGCCGUGUUUCCAAUCAUUAUGUAUUUCAAAGUGUUUUGUGUAUUUCAUCAA